Sander lucioperca (pikeperch) is the source of this 5992-nucleotide messenger RNA. Its product is annotated as C2 calcium-dependent domain-containing protein 4C. Bases 322 to 1566 code for a protein of 414 amino acids. The record is from RefSeq and is a predicted model, not a curated record. Lineage: Eukaryota; Metazoa; Chordata; Actinopteri; Perciformes; Percidae. The transcript has 2 exons.
GAAAGAUUCAUCUGCCUCUGAUAUGUAUCCAGUGUGUUUUCCAGUUGGUUUGGCUGGGAAACACGGAAGCGCACAGUUUGAUCUUAUUGGUCAGCUGCAGCCCUGUGCCGUUUAUAAAACGCACACAGGACAACAGGAGCUCCGGAGCUGAGACCGUGAGGGCGCAGAGCAGUGCCGCGGAGCGCAUAGGCUUUACCCGGGGAGAAAACACCUGUUACUGACGGAGCAAGUGGACAAAGACGUGUGUGUCUCUUUCUGUAGCGCGACAAACCUGACUGCACCUACUCCACACGCCCACACAUCCCACUGUCUUGUGGGACCAUGUGGGUUCUUGAUAAGAUCCGUGGGUCGGUGGAGACCGGCGUGCUGCGUCAGGGGGAGAACGGAGACAAUAAAAGCGUCGCCUACAGCAACGUUCUCACCCCCGACAAGAUCCCAGACUUUUUCAUUCCUCCAAAGCUAGUCAGUGGCCCCCCAGAACCUGACAUUCACAAUGUAAAGCCCAAAGAAGGACUCCAACCCUCAACUUCAGAGCAAAUUAUCGGCAGUGGGAAGAAGAUCAGCAGCCCAAGAAGUCCACGCCUGGUAUCCAAGAUAGCAGGAGACACCAAAAACUUGCUCAGAGCAGCAAACCGUCACAUUAUACAGAUAGAGAGUGCCGAUGAUGUUGGAGACACCAAUGCAGACCCUGGGUCGCAGACAGCAAUGUCCCUGCCUUAUGUACCCAAGACUCAAACACCUUAUGGCUUUGCAACCCUGAAGGAAAGCCCCCACACUCGCCGUAAAGAGUCACUUUUCCACUGCGAGCAUACCAGUCCUAUCACCUCCCCAAACCCCCAGAGGAAGACCCAGGGGAGAAGCAGCGAAGGGGGAAACCACCUGAACCCAGGUGACUUCAACACUUCUCACAUGAAUCCGUAUCGCUACUUCAGCGGAGGGGAAAGUGACACCUGCUCCUCAGCUGAGUCUUCUCCCUUCAGCUCUCCCCUGCUCUCCCGCUCUGCCUCCCUGCUCAAGAUCUUCACCCAUGAGACGCAGGCCAAAGUCGGGAAAGUCAAGCGGACGUUCGCUCGCCACAGCUCCCUCUCCACCGACGAGUGCAGCUCUGCCGAGCCCAGCCCCAACAUCCAGCGACGGCUCCACGUCCCCUCAUUGCACGGUGCCGGAGCGUCAGACCACGGGCUCCAUCGGGAGCACACCAUCAACCUGCACAAAGGUGGGACGGUGAGGAUCAACGCCAAUUACGACUCCAGCACCUCCCGUCUGCUCAUCCGGGUCCUGGUGGCGGAGAGUCUUUACGACAAUCACUUUGACAUCAAGAGCAUUAACUGCUGUGUGUCCGUCUACCUGAACCCGGGCAAGCUGCAGAAGCAAAGGAGCAACAUCAUCAAGAACAGCCGCAACCCGGUCUUUAACGAAGACUUCUUCUUUGACUCGAUAAGCUUGGUUCAGGUGAAGAACCUGUUAGUGAAGUUCAAGGUGGUCAACAAAGGCACCAGCCUCAAGAGGGACACCCUGCUGGGAGAGCGAGAGGUGCCUCUACCCAAGCUGCUCUCAGGGGUUUAAAGCCACAGGACCCGGAGGUCAAAGGAGGCAAAAAACAAUGAAUGAAACUUAAAUUAGAUGCUUGCACUGGUUUCUAUUCAAACUGCUCUUUUUAUUCCCUAUAGAUGAAAAUGGUGAACAUUACAAUGAAGGUGGAGGUAGUGAAAUAUUUUCCUAGAAGGAAAGUGAGGCUUUGUUUUUCUUUUCUUUGUUGAGAUCUAAAAAUGUCGAAAAUGAACAUGUUGAUGUUACAUACGUGAGCGGAUUAAGGAUUUAUGGUGGUCAAGGCUUGCCUCGUUCCUUUUGCCAAUAAUGAAAGCUCAUUAAACCAAGCCAGGCUCGACAGCAACAGAUGAAUUCAACAGAUGAAAGGUUUUUUUUCUGGACAGCCAACUUCCUCAGCCUGGUCAGGUUCAAAGGUUUGAUGACACCUGUGCAUCAGCCUGUCUCGGUAUCCUUGCCUGGACUGUGUUCGCCAUGUGUGGCAUGGUUUUAUUAUUGUAAUGUGGCAUAAAUCCACAGCAGCACAGGAUGUGAUUCUACAUUACCUACACCGUGUGUUCCGCACAAAGAUGCUUUUGUAAAUCAGUGCUUUGAAGUGGCAAUACAUUCUAAUGUGCAAAUGACCCUUUGAUCCCAGUUGCCAUGGCCCACUCCUACAGGGGACGGUGAGGGACAAACAGAGCAGCCACAAUAGCCACAUUUACAUGCACAUCAAAAAUGCAAAGUCCUAUGAAUGCCAUUAUCCGAUUAUGUCAGUCUAAUUAUAUUCUUAAUAACAGAAAAUAGAACUGCAUAGAACAUAUGUGCUGCCAAAAUCUCUACGUUUUGUCUGUAAUUUAGUACAAUUGAACAUUAAAGUAAAAGGUGUCCUGUGGAGGUUUCUAGUAAACAAAAAAUAAUAAUAAUUGUACUAAAUGUACUUAAUUGCUGUUUGGUUAAAAUCUCUUGAGCCUUUUGAAGGACGUGUGUGGACGUUCCAUCUGCAGUGUGUCAGGCAUGCCCCCAUCCAGUGUGGGCACCUUGAUUAAAUCCUGUGCAACUAGGCAACAAGCUCUUGCCACAUCUUCACUCUGCAUUAAGACCGGUAGGCGAUACCUCUGUGUUAUUCUGCACAGAUUCUCAAUUCCAAGAACAACCAAGACAAUUGUUUUUAGUCGGUCACACAGCUUCAGUCAAACAUGUAAAAUCUGUCUUACUAACAUUUGUUUUGAUGUUGCAACCUUAAGAAUAGCAUUUAACAGAUUUCACUGCUUUUUGGUUCAUUUUGAUAGCAGUGGGACAAGAAACAAGGUGAUUAAAAGUCACACUUUUGCUGUGUAAUCAAAUUAAACACAUCCGUCAUGUAAACAGAAUUUAAUAGUCCUCAAUUUAUGCAACCAGGCUGCUGCCUUAGUCACAGUAUUGGUAGUGGACAAAUACAUGCAUGUAUGUAUUAAAUGUCUCAUAUAAGAAGAACAGAGCACUGGUGUGAUCCAGAUGCAUGGCAUGAAUAUGUCACUGAGAUACUGGUGUUUGCAUGACAUGCUCAAAGUUUUAUGAAACCCUAAAGCCUUACUGUGUGUGUGUGUGUGUGUGUGUGUGUGUGUGUGUGUGUGUGUUUUGAUUAGCAUGACAUUUUGUCCAAAGUAGUUGAUUUUCUAUGUAAGAGAUGUAGUGUUUUGUUAAAAUGCUUUUGAAUGGGUUGAAACGUGUGAUGGAUUUGUACUGUAUAUAACUACGUGUUUACUAGUUUCUACAAUUGUCAGCAAAAUACCAAUUAUGCACCAACGAGUGAGCAGUGCUGAUGAGAAGCAUUUUAAUUAUGUCUGUUUUAACUUUAAUGAAGCCCAGGGGGAAGAGGUGAAAAUGUCAAAAACUAAAUAAGGAAAACAAUAUUGUGUUUUGACAGCAGCUCUUGCCUCGGAGGAGAGCGACUACAGACAUAGAAGAAGUCUGAGACAUCAGAGUGAUGCUAAUUACUGAGGUGUCUUACACACUGCCCCACUUUACUUCUGAGAGGAUUAUUAUCACCUGGUGUUUGUAGCUCACUUGUAGCACUGUUCUUGAUGUGCUCUAUAUCCGUUAUAUACAGUGACACUGUUGGUUGGCUUUGUUAUGGUGUGAAAGUCAGUAAACUGUUGUAAUCCCUGUUGCAAACAUACAGUGCCUGCUCGUAGAGUUAUUGUAUUUUCUACUCAAGCUUCCUAAAUUGUACUGAACCCUGUUAUUACCAAACCCUUUCUGAGGUUUCUUCAAGCAUGAUUAACAUACUUCAGUAGUGUCAGUAAUGACUUUCAGUGGAUUCAUAUUGUGCAGUGGUGGGUCGCCUUGUGCUCUGAUUCUAGAUGAGGAUUUGCUGCCGACACAAAUGUUUAAAAUAAUACAUCUGAAAUAUAGGCGAUAUGUUCUGCAAACUGUGUCCUAUUUUUUUGAAUAACUAAUUGCUUUGACCGUUUUCAUGUGGCUUAUCAUUUAAUAGAAAUGCAGGAAGAAAAAAACAAUAAACAAUUAUACUACUUCAGGCCAGGACUUGGGCCACGUGUCUGAAUAGAACAACCUUAUAGCAUAUCUGAAGACUUGUAAUAUAAUGAAUAUAAUGGUUACACUUUUGAGCUUUGAAAAAAGUUUUUCUUUGACUUUCUUUCUUUUGCCUAAAGAUUACAAAUGUUUGACAAGCAACCAAUUUUGGACUGCUGUCUCUGAAUGGUUUCAGAAAAGGCAGAAACCAAAGACGAAAAUGUAGGCUUUACAUUUCACAUUUAACAACACAGCACCACAAAGUUGCAUCACUUUUUGCUGUCAUGAACAGGGGACUUAUUGAAUUGGUUUGUGCACUUUGUAUUGCUUUUGUGGGGGAUUGUGAGCUCAGCUGGAGGUUUCUAUCUAACAGAAAUAUAUUGAACAUUAAGAGGUGAUAAGUCUGGAUACGACCCCUUAAAUGCGUUUUUGAGGUAGUCACAAAACAUUUUUUGUUUUUGUAAAAUGUAAACACUCUUCCCCGUUUAACUAGUAGCUUUGCUAGCCAGUGAAUGGCCUCAAAAUUGUUGGAUAGAUUAAAAAUGGGAAGAUAACUUUGAUUUUUAUGGGGAAAAAAUAGGUGUUGUCAGUGGAAACUAUGUAGUUACUACCUAAUUCAUAUAAAGGGGUAAUUCUCUGUUUUUAUUUCUACUUCCAUUAGUCUAAGUAGGUUUAGUCUCCUGCUACCAUUAGCAUGUUAGCCUGUUAUGUUAGCAUCAAUUUUAAAGUGUAGCUGAAACUGAAGGAAAUUUUAUUUGGUUGUUUUCACGGAAUAGGUAAAACUCGCUUUUUUGCCGAGAGUUAGAUGAGAAGAUAGAUAUCACUCUCAUAUCUGUAAGCUACGUAAAUACUGAGCUAGAGCCAGGAGGCGAUUAGAAUUAGCUUAGUGUAAAGAUGGGAGACGGCGUGAAACAGCUAGCUUGGCUGACUCAGAAGUUAGUGAAAACAAUACGCCUUCCAGCACCUCUAAAGCUGAUUAAUUAACGUGUUAUAUUGCAAUUGUUUAAUUUAUUCACAAAACGAAAUGCAACAAUGAUAAAUUGUGGUUUUAUGGGGAGUUAGGCCUACGUGCUGUAACUAGUAGCAACCAGUGCCGUGACUUAGCAAACUAUUCUUUUAAAGGUGACAUACAGAAGUCUUAGACAAGCGGAAAUAUUGACCUGUUGGUGGCGCUAAAUAAAAUGUCAGCUGACCUUCAAAAGUAAUCAGGAUUCUCCCUUUGAGGAUCAUGAAUAUGUGUACCAAAUGUUAUGGCAAUUCAUUCAAUAAAUAUUUCACCCUGGACCAAAGUGUUGAACCAACAAACAGACAGCACCAUACCCAGAAUCACACUGAUUGUGUGGUUAAAAACAAGGUUGGUUAUUUUGGUUGACUUUUGUUUGAUCCACAGAGGAGAACUUUUUAUUCAGCCUGCUGGUGGAAAUCAGUCCUUGUAUCCCUGCACUCAAUAGCUGUUUAAUUAAACAAAGGGCGGAGAGGCUGGACUGAUGACAUUUAAAAUGAGAAUUGAGUAAAGUGUGUGUGUGUGUGUGUGUGUGUGUGUGUGUGUGUGUGUGUGUGUGUGUGUGUGUGUGUGUGUGUGUGCGUGCGAGUGUGUGUGUGUUUGUGUACGUGUGCGUGUGUGUGUGUGAGUGUGUGUGUGUGUGAGAGAGAGAGAGACAGAGAUUGAGAGUGGUGGUCAGCUUUGUUAAAUAUACUGUACAUAUGCUGAAGCAUCCCUCAAGUCUUCCUGUCUUGACAGGUUCUCUCUGAAAAAUUAAACUGAAAAGUGCCCGUCCAUUACUUGACACUGAAAUCUUUAAUUUAUUUUCGAUGGAAGCUGGUUUCCAUGUGCAGUUGCUGUUCUUGUUGUGUGUUUGGCCAGUGCAGGUAGAAACUUUUUUACUGUAAUGCUACCACCACUACUGUGUUAAUGGAUGUGAAAUACUUUAAUUAAAGGAAAAGUUCC